Messenger RNA from Penaeus indicus, 339 nucleotides. Its product is annotated as lysophosphatidylserine lipase ABHD12-like. NCBI's taxonomy places the organism in Eukaryota, Metazoa, Arthropoda, Malacostraca, Decapoda, Penaeidae. The transcript is spliced from 4 exons. The annotation marks the transcript as partial. The record is from RefSeq and is a predicted model, not a curated record.
CUGCUGACGUUCCUGCCAUACUACGACUGGAGCAUUUUGGAGCCACUUCGAACGAGCGGCGUUGUGUUUGAUAAUGAGAAGCACAUUGCCAACAUUCCAAUUCCAAUCUGGAUCCUCCAUGCUCAGGACGACGGCGUUGUUCCUAUUACGCUGGGGCUUGAGGUAUGGAUGCAAAGACUCUACUCGGCAGCUAUGAGAACAAGAUCAAAGAAGGCGCCGGAAGUCAGAUUUUUUGACUUUGAAGACCAUUAUGGCUACGGACAUAACUAUAUUCACAAGUCUCAGGAUUUACCAAUGAUCCUCAGAGAAUUUGUCAAAGCUGCAAGAUAUAGCAAGUAA